Manduca sexta (tobacco hornworm) is the source of this 2369-nucleotide messenger RNA. It is a transcript of the gene ecd, whose product is annotated as protein ecdysoneless homolog. The record is from RefSeq and is a predicted model, not a curated record. Gene Ontology annotation, cellular component: nucleus. The transcript has 3 exons. Lineage: Eukaryota; Metazoa; Arthropoda; Insecta; Lepidoptera; Sphingidae. The coding region runs from base 264 to 1967 and encodes 567 amino acids.
CUUGUUCUUGUUCUGAGAUAGCACGUGUGUGCUUGUCAUUGUUGUGAGCACGAGUGUCUUCGGCUUUUCAAACUUGACAUUGGCAGUUUUGUAAACGAUACUACCAAUCACAACAAAGUGGAAUAUGGUGGAAUAGUUUAUUGGUCUCUGGUGGAAUUGGAACUAGAUAUGUGAAAAUUAAAAAUUUAUAAUGCUCUUGGAGAUCUGACAUCAGUCACGCUCAGAAGACUUUAUAAGGCAUUGAAAAUUUGUUUAGCAAGAAAAUGUCCCGGAGCGGUUAUUUGCCACAAACCGAGCCAGUAACUGAAGAUACCGUACAGUGUUUCUUCUUUUUUACAUCUUUACCUGAAACAGAUACAUGCUGGCAACAGCGAUGCAGUGAUAUGAAUAACACUAUAAAAAAGAUAUCUAAGAAUUACAUAUGGCAUAGAGAUGAAUUUAAUAUAUAUCAACCAAUAAGUAAUACCACAGUCAAUGAUAUCCCACAGCACCUUGCCAGCUACACAUGCUUUGGUGACAAUGUGGAAGAUGAGUGGUUCAUUGUAUACAUUAUUCUUCAGUUAACAAAGCAAUAUGAUGACUUGAUUGUCCAAGUGAGAGAUAACGAUGGUGAAUUCCUAUUGAUUGAGGCUGCCAAUCUAUUGCCUUCUUGGGCAAAUCCAGAAAACACAGACAAUCGAGUUUUCAUUGCCAACAAUCAUAUUCAUAUCAUUGCACCAGAAUCACAUAAUUUGGAAUCAAAAUUGAAUUUAAAUGAUGCUUUAAAAAGGGUUUCAAACAAACAAACAUAUGUAUCUGCAGAUAUUGAUCAGGCAAUAUUGUCCAGAAUUGGCGACUAUCCAAGAAAGAUUGAAUAUAACAUGCAUAAAGCAGUUGUAUGUUUACCAGCCCCUAUUGCUACACUGCUAUUGUUAAAACCGGGUCUCAUUGCACCCAUAGUUUGUGCAUAUUGUAACCAUGAUAUAUUAGAUACAAAAGCUUGUAAAAAUGUUUCAUUAGAAAAUUGUGUCACUGUUACAGUAACAUUUACAAAGUUUCUUUAUGCAAUGUUGAUGCAUUCCAAACUUAUACAGUGUAACAGUAAAUACAAAUUUAUAUCUCAGAAAAAUAAAAGGGAUGUCACUGGUUAUAAGAUCGCUUGUGGCUUUGAAAUGAUCAAGCACUCAUCUAGAGACAUUUUUUCUACAAAAGAAUAUAAUAAAUUUAUAUCCAGUUUAAAAGAAAAUGGUUAUUUCAAAAGCAAUAUUGAGGGCUCAAAGGACUACACUACACUAUUAGAAAAAGCUAACCGUUUCUUCUCUAAUGUAGAAUGUCCAGUGAAUUUACAUGUUUCAAAUCAGAUAACAAAACUAAUGUCUACUAAUGAGUAUGCAAGUGAAGUGAAAAAAAUUCAAGUGAAUAGCUUGCCUACUUCAGAACUAUGUGAAGACAAUGAGGAUUGGUUGAAUAUACAACCUGAUCAGUUGAAUAAUUUUUUAAACACUAACUAUGGUAAUAAAACAAAACUACAAAAAGAUGAUGUCAUUACUCCUGAAGUAAUUACCUCUGAAUUGAGAAAUUUUCUGACAAGAUCAUCUGAUUUUGAGGGAAUUGAAACCAAUAAUGAAGAUGACAACAACACACACAUAGAUUUUGAUGCUGAUGAAUUCAGUAAUUGUUUAAAAAAUAUGAUGAACUUAUUAACGACUGAAACUGAAAUCAAUGACUCAAGUUCGGAAUCAAAUGAUCCUAACGAAAUAGAUGAGGAUUUGCUCGAAUUUGAAACUACUUAUGAUAAUGAAAUGGAUGUAGAACUAAAAACUAAACUAAAUGGCAAUCAUAAAGAUGACCUAUAUAGUAAUCAUUCAAUUUCACAAAACAUAAUUCAAAGCUUAAAGGAAGAGCAGGCAUUAUCAGGCCCUUCUAGUAAUUUACUGAAGGCAAUUGGUAUUAAUAAAAGAGAUGUUUUAGACUCUGAUGAUGAUUAAAAUGAGUGCAAAAAUAUUGUGUGAAAUUGUGAAUUACAAAAAAGUACAUAAUUUUUUUUAAAUUUAUCUGUACUUGCUUAUUAUUGUUCUCUACACUUUCCAAAUCAAAUUAUCUACACUUAGGCCGAUAUUCUGUUCAUGCCGUGUUUACAUUUUAUUUGAUGCAUGUUAAACGUUUACUGGGGAUCACGUAACAGUUAUUUUGUCUAGUACAUGCUGUAGUAGUGCUCUAGUAGUACUGUUUGACUUACGCAGGUCGCGCUGCCGAAUGCUAGUGCAGCACAACAUAUCCGCGAAUGACGGCCACACUGGUAAAUAGUCCAUUGUUUUGGCGCCGCAAUGUGUUAAGCAUAAUAAGUUUUGAAAUAUUUAGUGGCAAAAAUAAAAUGUAUAAACAUUUGA